AUGACUACUUCAGAAUCCUCCUGCGAAGCGCCUCUGUCAACGCUAGACCCUGGCGCAAGAAUUCUGCGAUACAAGAUCUUCAAAGCGAGAAAUCUACCGAACUCUGAUAUAUGUUUCAUCCAAGGUCAAUUCGAAGUUCAUGCCAAUAGGAUUCAUGAAUUCUCAGAAAAUAAGAUUGCGCCUGCACUAGAACGACAUCCAUCAUUGCCACGAUACUAUCACGUGAAACGCUACAGCAUUCAGCUGGUCAACGAAAAUGGUGAGCUGAUCAAGGAGAGACCAACUGCAGAAGAUAUCAAAGGGAUGUGGGCAUUGAAUGAGAUUCCACUAUUGACAGCACGCGUUGAUUUCAAGCGUGACGGAAUACACAUCAAACCAAGCGAAAGAGACAAUUGCGAGGAGGAAGCGGAUUCAGUGAUCUACAACGCUUAUCUUACCGCAGAUCCAGAGAGCGAGAUCGUAGAGAGGUUGAAUCUUGAAGCUUCGGACAAUAAUCAUGAGAUGUUGAAUAGAGUUACUGCAAAGGAAGGCUCUCAGCAAGGACCACCUAACCCAAGAGAGCUCAUUCAACAGCUUGUCGGGCGCCUCGAGAAUAUCUAUCGUUCGAUCCAACAGGAAGAGGAGUCCAAGGAUCCAAGGGAACGCAGAAAGACGGGAGCAAUCUACAUGCUCGUGCGUGAUCUGUUGCAAAAGGUUGAGACAGAGGCGGUUGAUAUACAUGUUUGA
Bacidia gigantensis is the source of this 726-nucleotide messenger RNA. RefSeq lists its product as uncharacterized. The record is from RefSeq and is a predicted model, not a curated record. The transcript has a single exon. NCBI's taxonomy places the organism in Eukaryota, Fungi, Ascomycota, Lecanoromycetes, Lecanorales, Ramalinaceae. The coding region runs from base 1 to 726 and encodes 241 amino acids.